AUGCGUGCACUCUUUUUUCUUGGGUUGGUGGUAUGGGUCAAACCUCUGGUCAACAUGUUAAAGAAAGCUUCUGCUCAUUUUGGCCAGAACGAGUGCUGGCACCUGGAACAUCGACUUCUAGCACUGCAACGCCAUUCGCGGGCACGAACCACGUCGACGCGCAUCUUCCUGACAACUUGGGAACAUUGUCCUCCAGCAUUUGUUUCCAUUCAAGUCGCAAUUUUACCUUCUUCUUUUAACCCAGAAGCACGUUCGCAACCGAGGGCUUCGAUUUCAUAUCUAGGGGUUGGCGCCGCACAAAUUUGUAACACGCUAUCACGAGUAAUCUCAUCCCUCACAAAGUCAAUGCACGCCGUAGGUUGUGGAGACCGGAGGAGGAGCACACAUCGUUCCGAUGAACUGUAA
Molecule: messenger RNA, 405 nt
Organism: Laccaria bicolor S238N-H82
Lineage: Eukaryota; Fungi; Basidiomycota; Agaricomycetes; Agaricales; Hydnangiaceae
Exons: 2
Coding region: 1-405 (134 amino acids)
Source: RefSeq, a predicted model, not a curated record